Molecule: messenger RNA, 2800 nt
Organism: Spodoptera frugiperda (fall armyworm)
Lineage: Eukaryota; Metazoa; Arthropoda; Insecta; Lepidoptera; Noctuidae
Product: beta-1,4-N-acetylgalactosaminyltransferase bre-4
Exons: 4
Coding region: 148-1101 (317 amino acids)
Biological process (GO): carbohydrate metabolic process; glycosphingolipid biosynthetic process
Molecular function (GO): N-acetyl-beta-glucosaminyl-derivative 4-beta-N-acetylgalactosaminyltransferase activity
Source: RefSeq, a predicted model, not a curated record
UCAAACCAUUGUCAAUGUCAAUAUUGGAUUGCAUUGCCCAAAAAAGCGAUCGAUCAAACGUAAACAAGACGAUAUUAAAUAAUUUUAUUAAACUAUAUAUUCAUUACUAUUAGGCUACUACACUAUAAGUGCUUAAUUUAAGAAAAAAUGCGUCAUGUCUUUAAAAAAAAGAUUAUUUACUGUGGUGUCGUUGUCAUAAUUUUGAUAAUUUUACUACAUCCCGAUAUGAAUGCUAGUCGUUCUUACGAAUAUAUUGAAAAAGACAAUAUUCUUAGUAGCCUACAUGAAGCAACUGCUGUGAACUUCACUAGCACCGCUGUACUAGACUGUGAUUAUAAUGACAUUAUACACGAUGAAACUACUCUGUCCAUUAGUUUAAUCGACGGAGACCUGAUAGAGGGACAUAAGAUUAGAGAAGGAGGAGAAUAUGCUCCUUCUAACUGUAAACCGAAGUACAGCACAGCUAUUAUUGUCCCAUACAGGGAUAAAGCUGAACAGUUACGUGGAUUCCUAGUCUACAUGCACACAUACUUCCAUCGCCAACAUAUCCACUACCGAAUCUAUGUUGUAGAACAAGUGGACUCCCGUCCCUUCAAUAGAGCUAAGCUCAUGAACAUUGGGGCAGCAGCUGCAAUGAAAGCAGGCUACCCUUGCCUCAUACUACAUGAUGUAGACCUACUGCCUCUGAGGCCGGCCAACUUAUAUGCUUGCACUGAACAGCCUAGACAUAUGUCAUCUAGCAUCAAUAAGUUUAGAUUUGUCCUACCAUACUUAAACCUCUUUGGUGGUGCUAUAGCAAUUCUUUCAAAGCAAUUUAAAACUGUAAAUGGUAUGAGCAAUGAGUUCUAUGGAGUGUCUGGUGAAGAUGAUGAUUUGUAUUCUCGAUUAGAGGCAAAUGACUUGAAGGUGUGCAGGUUCCAGCCAGAAACAAGUCGCUACCACAUGGUAUCAUCCAAGGCUGAGAGGAGGUUGGUACAACGAAAAAAGCAGACAAGUUUUACUAAGGAAAGGAUGGCAACCGAUGGUUUAAGCUCAUUAAAGUACACAGAGGUCGCCACUGUCCUUCAUCCACUUUUUACCCAUAUCAUGGUUGACUUGUAGCAUAUCAUUUGAUACUACAAUUAUUACAUCCAUUUGAUUAGGUAUUUAAAAAAUGUAAGUCUAAGAAAACUGCAAAGAAUUCUCUAUUUCUUGUCAAUAAUUAUGAAAAUAUAGAAAAAAGUGAGGUUUAAUAAUGAAAAUGGAUUUACAUGCAUUUAACUAAGUACCAAAUCAAAUGGAGCUCUCAUAUCACUUGUUCAAUUUCGCUUUAAUUAAAUGAAAUUUUAAGACCACUCUAAAUUAAGUAGCAAGUUAGUAAGCUAGAAUCUUAGAAAAUAACUCUCAAAAAUUUACAAACAACUUUCAACUUUAGCUUGAUUAGAAUAGAAUCGAACAAUAGUUUAGUUACGUUUAAAAUAAAACCUUUUACCUAUAUUCGAAGAGGUAAGAGGAACAGGUUUAGAAAUGUCAUUUUACUUUAACCAAUCUCCAAAUGAAUAGAUAAAAUAGUCUGAUUUUCAGUGGCCUAAAAUUCCAAUGGAAUUUACUGUGCACUUUUAGGGGACAAGCCAAUAUUACACCACUAUCCGAUAUUAUAAAAAUAUUUGUGAGAUUUGUGACCGGUUGGUCACAAAUCUCACAAAUAUUUAUUCCCUCUAUAUUAAUAGGGUCUUAUGCAACACUAAUCAAAUGUACUACAAUGUUGCAUUUCUAAAUCUGUCCUCAUCACAUAAUUAGACAUAAGAAGACCAAAACUGCUAUACCGCUAAUGUUCCUAUUGUCAUUUCAAUCUUAUUAAAGCAAUAAUAAAUAAUAAUGAAACAUUGUGAUAUUCUUGUUGAGGGAUUGAACGAUUUCUGUCCAUAGAAUUCCGAUAGUUAAUUAUUCUAGUGCAAUUACAUCUACCUAUAAUACAUAAGUCUUAGUAAUAUGUUAAAAACUUUAAACUUUUAAAAAUUGUUGACUUGUAUUUAAAUUUGUUUCUAUGUAUUGUAUUAGCAAUUAUAUUUCUAGUCGAAAUGUGUUAAAACUACUGUAUAAGAGGAAUGUGAUCGUUAAGCUGACAAAAUAAUAUGUUGAGUGAGUUACAUACUUUACAAUAUAAGAAUUUGUUUCAAUUAGUAUCGAUCCGUCGCUGUUGGCGCCACUAGUCUGUGUCCAAGCGUUAAAAAGAUAAUUACAUAUUUUGAAGAUCAAUUAUGAAAUAUAAUUGUACGGUAAUAGAAACAAUAUUGUUAGUAGGUAAUUAUUGUAAUGUAACGUCAUAUCACUGGGAAACAAAGGAAUUGGAUGGAAAUAAAAUAAUUGAAUAGAAAAUGUAGGUUAUCAGUAGACUGGUUGGUAGGUAGAGUACCUACGGAAUGGUUUGUGUGAUUAUUAAUUGAAUUUAAUAGAUAUUUAAUUAAGAAUUACUGAAGUUCUUUUUGUAAGUACAGUUUGUGUGUUGUCUAAAUUAUUUAUCUACAUAAUGUUGAUACAGUGUAGUUUAUAAAGUAUAUUGUGAAAUAUAAACUUAGCCGUCCGACAAUAGAAAAUACUACCUAAUUUAUUCAAAAUGUACCUACUUAUAAAUGCAAUAACUCGCAAACCCGAAUUUUCGAUUCAACUUGAACUUAUUAACUUGUUUUGUUAAUUUUAGAUGUAGCAGUAGCCUAAUAGCCGAGCUAGUGCAAUUGCUCAAAAUCACGCGAGAAACUUACUUACCUAUUUGUAAUCACUACAACACUUUGGUAGCGAAUAAAACAGUUACAAGAAACUA